Ananas comosus (pineapple) is the source of this 1348-nucleotide messenger RNA. Its product is annotated as homeobox-leucine zipper protein HOX21-like. Gene Ontology annotation, biological process: positive regulation of DNA-templated transcription. Gene Ontology annotation, cellular component: nucleus. The coding region runs from base 203 to 1090 and encodes 295 amino acids. The transcript has 3 exons. The record is from RefSeq and is a predicted model, not a curated record. Lineage: Eukaryota; Viridiplantae; Streptophyta; Magnoliopsida; Poales; Bromeliaceae. Gene Ontology annotation, molecular function: sequence-specific DNA binding; DNA-binding transcription factor activity, RNA polymerase II-specific.
CAUCUCCUAAGCUUUCACUCACUCUCAGAUCUCUCUCUCUCUCUCUCUCUCUCUCUCUCUCUCUCUCUCUCUCUCUUACCUUCUCCUUCCUCCUCCCACCAUGCCAUUAAGGUGGUGUUGGUGAGCUCCAACACCAAAAAAAAAGGGACAAAAAGAGAUAGAGAGAAAGAGAGAUAGAGAGAGAGAGAGAGAGGCACCAUUAAUGGCAUGCAAUGGAAUGGCCUCCUCCUCCUCCUCUUUCCCUCCAAACUUCAUCCUCCAAAUCCAAACACCCCAUGAAGAUGAGCACCACCACCAUCACCCUCCCAACCCCUUCAACCCACUCCUCCCCUCCAAUCUCCAGGACUUCAGAGGGAUGGUGCCGAUGAUGGGGAAGAGAUCGAUGUCGUUCCACGGGAUGGACGCGGCCGGCGGGGCGGGGGAGGACGAGCUGUCGGACGACUGCUCGCAGGCGGGGGAGAAGAAGAGGAGGCUGAACAUCGAGCAGGUGCGGACGCUGGAGAAGAACUUCGAGCUCGGGAACAAGCUGGAGCCUGAGCGGAAAAUGCAGCUGGCAAAGGCGCUCCAGCUGCAGCCCCGGCAGGUGGCCAUCUGGUUCCAGAACAGGCGGGCUCGGUGGAAGACCAAGCAGCUCGAGAAGGACUACGACGUGCUCAAGCGCCAGUUCGAGGCCAUCAAGUCCGAGAACGACGCCCUCCAAACCCAAAACAAAAAGCUCCAAGCUGAGAUUUUGUCUCUGAAAGGCAGAGAAACCUCAGAACUGAUCAACCUGAACAAAGAAACCGAAGGCUCCUGCAGCAACCGCAGCGAGAACAGCUCCGAGAUCAACUUAGACAUCUCGCGAACGUCUGCGGCGAUCGAGAGCCCCCUAAACCCUCACCAGACCCUCCCUUUCUAUCCGUCGAUGAGGCCCGCCGACAUCAACCAGCUCCUCCAGAACCCCUCGCAGCCGCCGCCGCCGCCGCCGCCGGAAAACCAAUGCCCCAAGAUCGAGCACGUGAUCGCCGACGGCAAUUUCAGCAACCUGCUGUGCAGCAUGGAGGAGCAACCACCCUUCUGGCCAUGGGCAGAUCACAACAAUUUCCAUUAGUGUGUGGCACCAUGAAUUUAAUGAGAGUAUAUUCUCUACAGUUAGACUCUAUAUCAGUCUAUGAGCUUUGCAACUCCUUUUUGAGUCUAGCCAAUGUGUAAUGAAUAGAAGAACCAAAGGGAGAGGGGGAGGGGGGGGUGGGGGAAUAAAGUGUUGGAGAGUUUAGUAGAAUUUUUACCUUAGAGAAUAUUUAAAUUUUUUGUUUUUUCAAUUAUAUUUCUGAAAAUGUGGAAUAAUAUGAUUGUAAGAUUAGGCCAA